AUGCCCUUGAAGCGUGUCCUGCCAAGUUGCCGGGCUCGCAUCUGUCUGAACCAUGGUCGAAUUAUCUACCGCAGAUCCAGGCCAAGCAGUCAUGGCAUAACAUUCGACUGUGGGCGUGGAGCCAGCAGAUUCUAUUCAGAUGCGGCAGACAGUGAUCCCAGACUCAAGGCACUGGGUCGACGUAUAGAGGAUGAUUAUGCUACGAUAAGAGAGAGCUACGCAACGCCCAAACUGCCCAUUGUGCUCGCGCACGGGCUGCUGGGAUUUGCCGAACUCAAGGUGGCUGGCAAUCUGCUGCCGCCGGUCCAUUACUGGUGGGGGAUUGCCGAUGCGCUCCGGGCCAACGGCGUCGAGGUCAUCACAGCGGCGGUACCCCCGUCGGGCAGCAUCGAGCAACGUGCCGCCAAGCUCGGGGAGCACAUUGCCCGCGUCGCCGGGGGCCGGAGCGUCAACAUUGUCGCGCAUUCCAUGGGCGGCCUCGACUCUCGCUACAUGAUUUCGCAUCUGCAGCCCAAGAACGUCGACGUCCGCUCACUGGUCACGGUCGCUACACCGCACCACGGCAGCGCUUUUGCCGACUUUGUCUUUGAUGAAAUUGGCGACGAGAGGCUGCCGCAACUGUAUGGAUUUGCGCGCAAGCUGGGCGUCGAGACGGGUGCCUUUGCGCAGCUGACGCAGAAAUACAUGACUGAAGACUUUAACCCCAAGACACCCGAUGACCCAUCGGUACGAUAUUUCUCCUACGGUGCCAUGAUGGACCAACCCCCUCUGCUCAGCCCAUUUAGAACCACAUGGCAGGUCAUGCAGAACGCAGAAGGACCAAACGAUGGGCUUGUCAGCGUGCAAUCCAGCCAAUGGGGCGACUACAAAGGCACACUUGUCGGUGUGAGCCAUCUAGACUUGAUCAACUGGACCAACAGAUUAAGAUGGACGAUGAAGAAAAUCUGGUUUGGAAAGAAUCCAACAUUCAACGCAGUCGCGUUUUACCUAGACAUUGCGGAUAUGCUUGCAAAAGAAGACCUGUGA
Molecule: messenger RNA, 1026 nt
Organism: Pestalotiopsis fici W106-1
Lineage: Eukaryota; Fungi; Ascomycota; Sordariomycetes; Amphisphaeriales; Sporocadaceae
Exons: 3
Coding region: 1-1026 (341 amino acids)
Molecular function (GO): triacylglycerol lipase activity
Source: RefSeq, a predicted model, not a curated record